UGAAAGACGAAGCACAUGGACCACUCAUAUUCGUUUCCAAUUAGAAUAAAUGUUGUCCUUGACGACGUUGAGACCAAAUGUGGCGUGAAUCGAUGGAAACACCUCACACAUUCUUCAGCAACGCUAUCAUGCUCACUUUCUUGCUUCUCAAUUUGGCUUUGGGAAGAGUUGUCGGGGCCGAUACUUAUAACAGAGACGAUUUCCCGGCCGAUUUUGUUUUCGGUUCAGGCACCUCUGCUUACCAGGUGGAAGGAGCUGCUAAUGAAGAAGGAAGAAGUGAUAGCAUUUGGGAUACCUUUGCCCACGCUGGAAGAUGUGAUGCUAAUGGUGGAAACAGGACUUGAAGCCUAUAGAUUUUCCAUUUCUUGGUCCAGACUGUUACCAAAUGGUAGAGGACCCGUUAAUCCCAAAGGAUUGCAGUACUACAACAAUCUCAUCAAUCAGCUAAUCAGCAAUGGAAUCCAACCACAUGUCUCGUUACACAACUACGAUCUUCCACAGGUUCUGGAAGAUGAAUAUGGAGGAUGGGUUAGUCGUGACAUCAUAAGAGACUUCACAUACUAUGCUGAUGUGUGUUUUAGAGAGUUUGGCGACAGAGUCUUGUAUUGGACGACUGUCAACGAACCCAACAUUUUUGCCAUGGGUGGGUAUGAUCAGGGAACCUGCCCACCUCUACGAUGUUCUCCCCCAUUUUGUGCUAUAAAGAACAAUAGGGGUAACUCGACAUAUGAACCCUACUUGGCAGUUCAUCAUAUUUUGUUAGCUCACUCUUCAGCUGCCAGAUUGUACCGGAGAAAAUACUCGAACAAACAACAUGGAUUUGUUGGUAUCUCUAUCUUCUUGUUUGGACUUUUAUCUCAAACAAAUACAGAGAAAGACAGGGCAGCAACUCAACGAGUUCGUGACUUUAUGGUUGGUUGGGUUAUGGAACCCUUGCAGUAUGGAGACUAUCCAAUUUCCAUGAAGAAAAAUGCUGGUAUAAGAAUUCCGGCCUUCACAACUCGUGAAUCUGAACAACUCAAGGGUUCAUUUGAUUUUAUAGGACUCAUUCACUACACCAAUAUCAACAUCACAGACAAUUCUGACGUCCUUAAGAACCAACUGAGAGAUUACGCCGCAGACAUGGCUGCGAAGAUUGUAGGAACGCAUCUGUUUUCAAAUGAAGAGUACCCUAUCACACCGUGGGUUAUGCGAGAAGAAUUGAAUAAAUUCAAGCUCCUUUAUGGCAACCCUCCUAUAUUCAUUCAUGAAAAUGGUCAACGGACAGCAAGCAAUUCGUCACUACAAGACGUGUCAAGGGUGAAAUACUUGCAUGAAUAUAUUGGUGGAGUGCUUGAUGCCUUGAGAGAUGGAGUAAACAUAAAGGGGUAUUUUUCCUGGUCUUUCCUGGAUUUGUACGAGUUGUUGGAUGGAUACGAAGCUAGCUUUGGCCUAUACUAUGUUGAUAGGGAUGAUCCAGAGUUGAAGAGACACCCAAAGCUCUCUGCAAAAUGGUAUAGCCGAUUUUUGAAGAACAGAAGCACUUCUAUAGUUGGAACUGUUCAACUUGAGACGGAUCCCUCACUCGUUUCAAUUGGGCAUUUAUUUGAGUAGGUUCUUUGUCUGUUAUCACGAAUAAUCCAUUGCACAGAGGUGUUAUUAGUAUGCGUACUUUCCCUUAAAUACAUAAGAAUAAGAUACCUGGGCAUAUUUCAAUUCA
Messenger RNA from Vigna angularis (adzuki bean), 1699 nucleotides. Its product is annotated as hydroxyisourate hydrolase. The record is from RefSeq and is a predicted model, not a curated record. The transcript is spliced from 12 exons. Lineage: Eukaryota; Viridiplantae; Streptophyta; Magnoliopsida; Fabales; Fabaceae. The coding region runs from base 16 to 1593 and encodes 525 amino acids. Gene Ontology annotation, molecular function: beta-glucosidase activity. Gene Ontology annotation, biological process: carbohydrate metabolic process.